GUCAAACUUAACCUUGUUCAGUCUCCGGUCUUUCCCCACCUUUCCUCUAGUUUAAUAAAAGAGAAAGAAAGUGUAAAGAUACAUUGAUAGAUAGGUAAGAGAGAGAGAGCCGGCAUUUCUUGAGCUGAUCAUGGUACUUGAUUCUCAUCCAGUUUGGAAGAAGCAGAAGUUAAGCCUGAUUGCUCCAGGGAAUGCAGAAACUACCAAGACAUUGUUUGAAUCUGCAAAGGAGAAAUUUGGUCGAGCUAUUCGUGUAUAUGAGAUCUCAUCACAUGCAUCUGCAGUAACUAAUGAUGUUUCCAUUGCUGAUGAUGAUGAUGCAGAUGAUAUUUAUGAUUUCACAGCAGAGGAUUACUUCAGAAUGAUGUCCUCCAAAAAGGAAGAUAAACAUCUGAAGACCAAAAAAAUUCGAGAUGCAGAAGAGGCUGCCCGAAGAUCAAGGAUAACUAAAGCUGUGAUUAGGGUAAAGUUUCCUAAUGAUAUCAUAUUAGAGUCUACAUUUCAUCCAUCUGAACCAAUUCAGAGCUUAAUUGAUCUCAUGAAGAAAGCAAUAGCUCAACCGAAUCUACCCUUCUACUUGUACACUACUCCACCAAAGAAGAAAAUAACUGACAUGUCACAGGAUUUCUACUCUGCUGGAUUUGUUCCAGGUGCCAUUGUGUACUUCUCUUAUGACCUACCUAAAGGUGAGAACUCCAGUGUUAGUUCAGAUCCCUUCCUUCAAGAGGAUGUGUUAUCAUUAAAAGGUUUAGAUAUGAAAUCUGAAAAUGCAAAUGGGGCUGCAGAAGUUGCUGAAAGAAUGGCAAGAGUGAAUCCAUUUUCUUCUGAAUGGAAGCCUGAGCUUGCUGCUGCUGCUAAGAAGCCUGAGCUUGCUGCUGCUGCUAAGAAGCCUGAUAAACCAAAGUGGAUGAAGAUGUGAUGAUGUUUUGUACCUUGUUCUUAACUGGAUUCAAUAACUCUUUCUUUUCUUGAUAGUUUUUAUGGUACUUUUGGUCAAAGUAUAUUAUGGAUUUAUUAUAACUGAAAGAUGGUUUAUUCAAAUAAUUUA
This is a messenger RNA of Impatiens glandulifera, 1048 nucleotides long. RefSeq names its product plant UBX domain-containing protein 1-like. Gene Ontology annotation, molecular function: ATPase binding. Gene Ontology annotation, biological process: protein-containing complex disassembly. The transcript is spliced from 7 exons. The coding region runs from base 131 to 919 and encodes 262 amino acids. The record is from RefSeq and is a predicted model, not a curated record. Lineage: Eukaryota; Viridiplantae; Streptophyta; Magnoliopsida; Ericales; Balsaminaceae.